AUAUCCACAUAAUUAAAAUACAUAAAAUUAAAGACAAAAAUUCAUGCAUUCUCACAAUUAAAAGUAAAUAGUUCUGGGUUUUCCCCCUCCGUACUCACUUUGUCUGUUGACGUCAUGCGAACAUUUCGCGCCUUGUGGUUUUGUGCACGAGAAAAUCAUUCGAACAGACUAUUCCAGGCGCAGAAGGCCACGGACGAUUGACAGGGGAAGACGUGCAAUAUAAACGAAAAUGGCAGAACAGGCAAGAGAAUAUGUAUGGGCAUGCGAACUGAACAAAGACAAACCUACUUUCGUAUUCUCUUUCAAAGAGGAGGAUGAGGAUGAAGAUUAUCUCAUUCACACACUGUUUCUUAAAAAUGCGGUUCUCGGAGCUUCAGCGGUGGAAAAUGAGAGGAAUAUUGUACAGAUGGAAACUAAAAAUUCCAACAGAAAGGAUUUUAAGGCCCCAAUUCUGUCACUGACCACGGGAAAAACGGACAUGUGUUUGCUAGAUUUAAGUUUUGGUGAGGAGGUGACGUUUAGACUAGUGGAGGGGUCAGGUCCUGUGUUUCUCUCUGCCCAAGAACUCAUUGAAUACCCAGAAGAAAAUAUGGGUCAGGAUGAAGAUCUAGAAGAUUAUACAGAGACUGAGGAGGAGGAUCUGAAGGAAACUGAUGAGGAAUCGCCAAAGAAAGAAGCCACAAGUAAGAAGAGGAAAGCUUUGGCAGCAAAAGGAAAAGGCAAAGCCAAGAAGAAAAAGGUGGAAACGGAAUCGGAAAGUGAAGACGAGGAGGAUGAUGAUGUUGAGGAGGAGGAGAUGGAGAGUGAUGGGGAUGAGGAGGAAGAUGAGGAAGAAGAGGAAGUCAGUAGUAGUCCAGAGAAAAAGAAAAGCUCAAAAAAAGACACCAAUGCCAAGAGUGGAAGGAAAGUCGUAAAGAAGGGGAAAAGUGUUAAAAAGGGCAAGAAAUAGGCUUCGCGAGCUUCAUAAAAACCGACCAUUGUUCAAGUCUACAUAAUAAACAUGCUCAACCUUCA
Messenger RNA from Ostrea edulis (European flat oyster), 1014 nucleotides. Its product is annotated as mitotic apparatus protein p62-like. Bases 230 to 949 code for a protein of 239 amino acids. The transcript is spliced from 9 exons. Lineage: Eukaryota; Metazoa; Mollusca; Bivalvia; Ostreida; Ostreidae. Gene Ontology annotation, biological process: chromatin remodeling. The record is from RefSeq and is a predicted model, not a curated record. Gene Ontology annotation, molecular function: histone binding; chromatin binding; RNA binding. Gene Ontology annotation, cellular component: nucleoplasm; cytoplasm; nucleolus.